AUGUCAGACAAGAAGAAAACCCGCCAACCGGACCCAUUCCGAGUUGUACAAGGCGAGGACAACAGCGAAACCUGGAAAGAUUUUCGGGAGGCAUUCCUGGACUACGCGUUGGUGGAAUACCUCAAAAGCGGAACUCCAUGCAAACAACAAGACUCGUUGUGCAACACGCUACAGAACAUCAUCAAGACACUGGACAAAAAGUUCGCUCCUCACGGUAAUAAGCACUUCCAUAGACACCUUUUCGCUCGAAUCAGGCAGAGCGGAGCCGAAUCCGUCUCCGACUUUGUCGACAGAGUGAUGAAGGCUGUCAAGCCGUGCAAGUUCUCUCAGGAGACGGAGCUGACAAUCAACCAGCUAACAUGGAAACAGCAGCUAUUCCAAGUUGCAGGAGAAACGGAAGGAGAACGCUCAAGCGACUCCGAAGGCGAGCACGAGGAGACCUACGUGGAGGAGCACGGAAUUUUCACUAUCUCGAAGCCCGAAGAGAACAAACGGAAGGGAAGGAAAUUUUUCGCAGUUCUCGAGCUUCCAACAGACAUGUCGCUGCGAGCGCAGAUAGAUUCAGGAGCCACGGUAUCGGCAAUGAGUCUCGUCACGUACAGGAAAAUUUUGGCGGGGAAAGCUGCGGAAAACCCACUCGACGAAACUCGUUCUACGGUGCUGAAAGCGUACAACAAUGCGGAGAUGAAAUCAUUGGGAGAAUUCAAUCUCAAAUGCCGCUACAAUAACCAGCAGCACAGCAUACCCUUCCAGGUGCUCGACGACAGCGUCGAGACGCUGCUUUCAGGCCACGAAUGUUUGAGAAUGGGAAUCUUGAAAGUACAUGGGAGCGUUGAGCAGGUGCUCAAAGUGCUCAAAGGGGUCGAUGUCCAGCUUAUUAGACGAGCUGCUCCGAGAAGGCCAGCAAUUGCAACAAGAGAAGCAUUCAUCGAGCGCAUCAGGAACAUGGAGAAAGAAGGAAUAAUCGUAAAAGUGGAGCAUCCUACGGAAUGGAUCUCCAAUGCAGUUGUAGUUCCCAAAGCGGAUGGAAGUGUCCGAAUCACACUCGACCCUGCCGAAUUGAAUAAAGCUAUGAAACGCCCACGGUAUGCGAUGCCCACGUUGGAGGACCAUCUCCCGGUGCUGGCUAAAGCCAAAUGGUUCACGAUCUGUGAUGCCAAGGAUGGGUUUUUCCAACUAAAACUUCAGGAGGACAGCACAGACUUGACCAACUUUUGGACACCCUUGGGGAGAUACAAAUAUCUGGGUAUGCCACAAGGAAUAUCAUCAGCACCAGAGGAGUACCAGCAACGACAAAUGCGGGCGUACGAUAACUUGAAGGGAUGCCUAGUCGUCGCCGACGACACCCUCAUCUACGGAGUCGGAGAAACCGAAGAAGGGAAAUCCCACACAAGCACGGAGAAACUGCAGCUAUGUUUGAAGGAAGUUCGGUACAUGAGGCAUAUCAUCUCUAGUCAGGGCGUAAGGUCGGACCCGAAGAAGAUCAAAGCCAUUGAGGAGAUGGCGAGACCGGAAAACUCAAAAGCUGUAGAGCGUUUCCUGGGAAUGGUGAACUACCAUCUACCGUUCAUCCCCCAGCUCUCAGACCUUACGGCGCCAUUGCGAGAGGUGAUCAAAAAGGGCAAUCAGUUUGUGUGGAUGGAGUCACAGGAGAAAGCGUUCAAUGCGAUCAAGAAGCGUCUGACGGAUUCCCCGACACUGGCGUUUUACGAUGCAAAGGAGCCGGUUACAAUCCAAACGGACAGUUCGGAUCUUGGAGUCGGAGCUGUGAUGCUCCAAGGGGGUAGGCCGGUUUGCUACGACUCACAUGCGUUGUCGGAGGCCGAAAAGGGAUACAUAGCCAUGGAAAAAGAAACGUUGGCCAUCGUAUCAUGCUGUCUGCGCUGGCAUCACCUCCUGUACGGCAAGAAAUACAUAAUCGUCGAGACGGACCACAAACCACUGGUUCGCAGACUCGAAAAAUCAUUGGAAGAAUGUCCCAAACGCCUCCAGCGCAUGAGGCUGACGCUCCAGAGGUUUGAUCUGAAAGUGAAAUACAUCCCGGGUCACACCAACGUCAUUGCGGACACGCUCAGCCGCGCUCCGUUGCGGGACCCGAGGGCGCAGUCCCACGCAGAAACUUUGUAUCGAUUGGAUCUGGAGGCGAUCAGAACUCAUGACGGCACGGCAAUAUCGGAUCCAGUGCUGGAAGAGAUACGAAGGCACACCGUCCGGGAUGAGGAAUGCAUUGGGCUCAUCCGGGCAAUGAAAGAAAGAUCCACGAUCGGGAGAGAAGCCCUGCUCGCGAACUUCAGGACUUUCAAGGAGGGAAUCCGAUCUGAUGAAAGCAUUAUCUUCAUCGGAAGGGCAUGUUAUAUUCCGAAGAGUCUCCGCCGGGAUAUGUAG
Messenger RNA from Galendromus occidentalis (western predatory mite), 2385 nucleotides. RefSeq lists its product as uncharacterized. NCBI's taxonomy places the organism in Eukaryota, Metazoa, Arthropoda, Arachnida, Mesostigmata, Phytoseiidae. The transcript is spliced from 5 exons. The coding region runs from base 1 to 2385 and encodes 794 amino acids. The record is from RefSeq and is a predicted model, not a curated record.